Molecule: messenger RNA, 471 nt
Organism: Rotaria sordida
Lineage: Eukaryota; Metazoa; Rotifera; Eurotatoria; Philodinida; Philodinidae
Source: the annotation of a GenBank genome assembly
AUGUGGUAUUUUCUUAUUGGUUUUGGUAUAAUGGCUGGUCAUCAUCGUUUAUUUGCUUAUCGUUCUUAUGAAGCUAAAUUACCAUUACAAGAUUUCUUAUUUGUAUCAGAUGAUACAGAUUUUGAUCUAUGUAGUGCACAUAAACGAAUGUUUUAUUCUCAUACUGAUCGUUAUACAAUGGCACGUAAGACAUUGGAUUGUUUUGGACAAAGUAUUACUUGGCCAAAAGGGAAAUUUGAAGAAUAUCAAGAACUAUCAAAAAAAAAUGAAAGUCGUGUAUAUGUUUCAAUUACUAGUUGUAUGCAUGAUGAUGCUAUCGUGGCAUUUUAUGGCAGUGUACAUCAUCAUAGUACGGCAGGACAUAAUAUACUUGCUAUGACGCGAGUUGCUGUUGGUAAAUAUAGUGGUGAGGUAGAACAUAUUAGGAAAAGAUUAGGACACGCCCAAACGCCGACUCCUGUUUUUGUCUAA